CAAAAACAUAAGUUAUUCUUACGGCUUUUUAUUCGUAUAUUUACUUUGGUUUUCAUUCGUUCGAAAAAUAAGUUUCUUUAGUUGUUUGAAAUAUCAAGGCAGAUGUCGAGUAUAGCGACUGAAUCAAGGUUGACGGUAGCCAUUUUUGUAGAGCAUGAGUAAACGUAUGCUUGCGAUAACUGAUGGGUCGAGUUCGCGGUCACGUAGACGCAGUAGAUCGCCAGAAAAGUCUCCAGGUAGGAUUAGGUAAUCUUUUCUGGCUUAAUGUGUUUCAGAUUCAGCUCCUCGAAAACGUAAGAGCAGAUGGUCUGCAGUUGAAACAGAUCGGAUUUUUAUACCUGGUAUGCCUACUCAGCUGCCCCCAAAUCUUACACCGCAACAGGAAAGAGUGUACAUCAUUCAGCUCCAAAUCGAAGAUAUGUCUAGACGCUUGAAAAGUGGAGAUUUGGGUAUCCCUAAAAAUCCGGAAGACAGAUCCCCUUCACCGGAACCUAUAUAUAGCAGCGACGGUAAGCGCUUAAACACAAGGGAAUAUAGGACCCGCAAAAAGCUGGAAGAUGAUCGUCACGCACUUGUACAACAACUUAUGGAAAUUAAUCCUGAAUAUAAACCACCCUCUGACUACAAAGCUCCACAGAAUAGAAUAACGGAUAAAGUAUUUAUCCCCCAAGAUAACCACCCGGAUAUCAACUUCGUUGGGCUCUUGAUUGGACCGCGUGGGAAUACGCUUAAGGCACUGGAAAAGGAUACGGGCGCAAAAGUAAUAAUUCGCGGAAAGGGCUCUGUUAAAGAAGGCAAGGUUGGAAGGAGAGACGGACUUCCUUUACCUGGUGAAGACGAGCCUCUACACGCUUUCAUCUCAGCACCUUCAGCCGAAUGUGUAGACAAAGCAGUUAAAAAAAUUAAUGAGAUAAUAAGACAAGGAAUUGAGAUACCAGAGAGCCAAAACGAUCUUCGAAGAGCCCAGUUGCGCGAGCUUGCUUUACUUAAUGGGACAUUGCGUGAGCACGAAGGUUUGAUGAAACUACGUGCAAUGGCCGAAGCCCAGUCAAUUGCUACCAACAAAAUCCAAUGUGGUAUAUGUGGAGGUGCUGGACAUCUGUCAACCGACUGCAAAGCACUGUUGGGUGGUCAGGCAUAUCUUGAUCAGCUUAAUGCCAACCCCGGUGAAAGAGCCAAAAUGGAUAGCGAAUACACUGCAUUAAUGGCGGAGCUCGGUGUAGGUGGUUCACAAGGUUUGCCUCCCGGUCUUAGAGGCUUUAAUGCUUUACAACCACAACCUACCCGCCCGACUCGUCAGCCCCCGCCUCCUGGUGUUGCAGCUUUUGAUGACGACGACGAUGGAGACGCUGGAACAAAUUGUACUACUGCUACAACAACUUCAACGGUUUCAACCACGGUUUCUUCUCCCAACCAGUAUGCAUUUGCUUUGCCACCACCACCCCCUCCUCCCUCUCAGUAUGCACCUAUGGUGACACCUGUUACUCCAUGGGCGACUCCUGCAGUCGUACCACCUAUGCCUGGAUAUCCGUCAACUGCCGCCUAUCCUACUUCCGGAGUCCCCGCAGUUGCAGGAGCCUAUUCCGAAGUGCCAGUUGCAACAAAUGGUGGUUCCUCAUUAAACCACUGGCAUCCCUCCGUCCCUGGAUCAGCUUCUUGGGGCGAUAGCUCAUCACUAGUACCAGCUGGUGUACCUGUUCCCGGUACAGCAAUGGUUCCUCCUUACUACCUGCCCACACCUACGGAUUACUGGGCAGGUUAUGCGGGAGGUUACACAGCCUCUGUACCCAACUUACCCCCUCCUCCACCACCACCUGGAGUCUAGAUUCAUUAACCGUCACUAUUCACUUGCAGCCAUAAAACCGAAACAACUCCCUGUACAAAUUCAAGGCAUAAAUGGCUUUAUACCAUCACUGAUUUAUGUUUAUAGAAAUCAAGCUUGUUUAUCAUUGUUCUAGCAGUUUCUGUGCAAACAUAUUGAUUCUAUGAAAAUUGUUUAUUUUCUCAUUAUAUCUGUUUGAU
Messenger RNA from Schistosoma curassoni, 2022 nucleotides. NCBI's taxonomy places the organism in Eukaryota, Metazoa, Platyhelminthes, Trematoda, Strigeidida, Schistosomatidae. The record is from the annotation of a GenBank genome assembly.